Nylanderia fulva is the source of this 1998-nucleotide messenger RNA. Its product is annotated as rac GTPase-activating protein 1-like. Gene Ontology annotation, molecular function: GTPase activator activity. Lineage: Eukaryota; Metazoa; Arthropoda; Insecta; Hymenoptera; Formicidae. Gene Ontology annotation, biological process: Rho protein signal transduction; mitotic cytokinesis; mitotic spindle midzone assembly. Gene Ontology annotation, cellular component: cleavage furrow; spindle midzone; centralspindlin complex. The record is from RefSeq and is a predicted model, not a curated record.
AAAUAAUGCAGAGUUUAAUUAAAAAAUAUAUUGCUGCUUGUUAUGAUUUCGUAAUGACAUUAUAGCACAUGCUGUUAAAAUGAUUAAAUUAUCAUAACUAUUACGUUAAUUGUUACCUAUUAAACAUACCUGUUUCAAUGCUUUACAUAGUUUCUGCAGAUUGUUUGUAUAUUGUUGAUCUGUUAAAUGAUCUAGUCUAUAAAUACUUUUUUUAGGUGUUGUACACAUCCAUUUGCAGAGAGCAUUGACUUUUUCCUAUAAUUUUUCUCUUCGUUGUAGAAAACAUAUUUUACUUUAUACAUAUAAAAAUGUAGUAAAAAAAAGUUACAAAAAUACCUGAAGUUCACAUUUUUGUAAAUGUCCAUUGUUAGUGAUAACUUUUCCUAAAUCUGCUAUUAAUUCGUCAUGUAUUUCAGAUUUAUUUUUAAACGGCGUUUCUCCGAAAUUAAAUGACUGUGUUAACAUUAUAUGUAUAGGUAUGUAUAUAUUAUCCUUUUCCCCCUUUUUUUCCGUGUGCGUGUGUGCGUUCAACAACUUGUAUUUACAAUCUCCAUAAAAAAUGUAAGAUCAGGAUAUAAUUGCUCUUCAACUGUUGAACAAUAUAUAAUAAAGUGACAUAGCAGUUUUUGGUAUAAUGUAUUUUAUAUCCAGUCUCAUAUCUCGAUAUAUAGCACCAAAAUAAUUAACUAGAAAUUUUCCAUUUAUAAUUGGCAAGACUUGACAAGAUUGAAAGAUUUAAAUGAUUUUGGAAGGUAAACGAAUCUUAUAACAGAAAUUGUCGACAUCUUUCACACAAAAAUAUUCAAAUUUUCAUUUUUCCAAUAACUACACGACUUUUGCUUUUAAUAACAUAAUAAAGGAACAAAGGAACAGUUGAUGCUUGACAAUAUUUAUGAAACAUGUCAUCUCUAGCAAACAACAAUGAGUUACAUGAAGUUUCUACUAAUGUGCCACAAAUGAAAUAUCUACCUUUGCAAGAAUAUCAACAACUUUGUCUAGAUUUACACAAAGCUCAUCAAAAGACUGCAAAUCUUAAUCAGAAAUUAUAUCAUGCUAGAAAAAAUUUGGAGGAUGAAAAACGUAAACGUCGUGUAGUUGAGCACUAUAAAAAUUUACUAGAAAAUCAAAUUAAUACAACUAGAAAAGUGUUAUUCCAUGAUGGACAAGUAAAGUUGGAUGAAGAAAUAAAAAAGAAACUACAAUUUCUUGUCAAACCUAUGUUUGAAAUCAGGAUGUAUAAUAAUAUUCAAUAUGGCCAAGACAAACAGUUCAAUGGAUAUCUGACCACAAUAGCAGAAAUGGAUUCUACAGGUUCAAUAUUAAGCGACUUAAACUGUUUAUCCAAAUCAGAAGAUGACUUGAACACCGAUGCUAUUAUACAAAAACAGAAAAUGAGGAGAGAUUACAAACUUGACGAUGAUAAUUCCGCGAAUGGACAAUGCAGCACGUUAGAUAAAGUUGCAGAAUUUAACUCAAUUGAUAGAGUAACAACCAGUACAAGAGUUAAGAUAAAUGAUGAUACCCACACUGCACCUUUUAAAAUCCAAGUUACAUCUAAUAAAAAAAAUACUGAUUCUAAAUUGUUGAAUACAGAAACAUUUGCAAAUCAUAGUUUUGUAUCAAAAAUAGUUAUUAAACCAGAAACAUGCAUUUUAUGUAAUAAAAGAAUCAGAUUUGGGAAGAUAAUACUGAGAUGCAGAAGUUGCCCUGUUGUGUGUCACGCAGAAUGCAAGAUGCAAGUUAUUCUUUCGUUUUCAUGUGUUUGUGAAGAACCACCAAUAUAAUAGUGUAUCUGUAUUACUAUAUAACUUUUUUUUUAAUUUAAUAUUUUUAUAUAAUUAUUGCAAGAUUUUUAGGUCGACAAAAAAUAAAACCAAUGCUUCAAAAUUUGCUACUCAGCAGUGAAGUAAUAUCGACAAAAAUAAGACACGCUGUUUUUGUACGCCGUUUAAUCCAAUUAAAUCUUAUUAAUCUUAUAUAACAUUUUAUAAAUGUAUA